AUGUCUUCCUCCUCACUGAAACCACUCUCCAUAUUUCCCUCAUUACUUCUCUUGUUCAUCCUUAUUCCUUUCUUUCUCCUUUCUUUUCAUGUCCAUGUUUUUGCUUUCCAUGCAACUUCUUUUGCUGCUGCUAAAAAUGAAGUAGAACAAGGGGCUAAGGAGACCGAUGCUCUUCUGAGAUGGAAAGCCACUCUUGAUUACUACAGCCAAUCUAUUCUGUCCUCUUGGAAUGGAAGCAGACAUUGCAAUUGGUCUGGUAUCUUUUGCAAUAAGGCAGGUAGUGUUGUCAAUAUAAGCGUUACAGAUUCCGGUUUGAAAGGAACGCUUCAGAGUCUCAGCUUCUGGUCCUUUCCCAAUCUCAUCGAGCUCAAUCUCCGCAACAACUCACUUUAUGGUGUCAUUCCUGCACAUAUUAGUAAUCUUUCAAAGCUCACCAUCCUUGACUUGUCUUUCAAUAAUAUCUCUGGAAAAAUUCCAUCUGAAAUAAGCUCACUGGCUAGUCUUAGCUUCUUUUCCCUAUUUGCGAACCAUAUCAAUGGCACCAUCCCUCGAGAAAUUGGGGCGCUUACUUCACUUUCGGUGCUCUCUUUACAAGAUAAUUAUCUUACAGGCUCAAUCCCUGCUUCAAUAAUGGGAAAUUUUAGCAACUUAACUGAACUUUACCUCCAUGAUAACGAUCUUUCUGGCUCCAUACCACCAGAUGUUGGAAGGAUGAGAUCUCUUCGCACGCUAGAUUUGUCGAUCAACAAACUUAGUGGUGAACUUCCUGCAUCCAUGGGAAACUUAAGCAACUUGGUAUAUCUUUACUUUUACUACAAUGAACUCUCUGGUUCCAUCCCCAAGGAAUUAGGGAUGCUUGGAAAGCUUUGCGCAUUUCAGUUUUCAAGAAAUAAUUUCACGGGCCGUUUACCUGAAGGUAUAUGCCUUGGUGGACAACUUCAGUAUUUCAGUGCACAUCAUAACAAUUUCACGGGUCCUAUCCCGAGAAGCCUGAGAAAUUGUAGCAGCUUGUUGUCAGUUCGCCUCGAUAGAAACCAACUCACAGGAAAUGUAUCUGAAGAUUUUGGUUUUGGUGUAUAUCCUAACCUGGUAUAUUUGGAUUUAAGCGAUAACCAAUUAUAUGGCGAGCUUCCAUGGAAAUGGGAAGAAUUCCGGAAUUUGUCGGCAUUAAAAAUCUCAAACAACGAGAUCUCUGGCACAAUACCAGCUGACAUCAGAAAGGCACCUCAAUUGCAAUUACUUGAUCUCUCAUCAAAUCACCUUGUAGGGGUGAUUCCAAAGGAAUUGGGGGAGUUAAAUUUGUUUAAACUUUAUCUUCAUGAUAACAAGCUUUCAGGCACAAUUCCUGCAGAAAUAGGAAUGUUAUCUGCUCUUGAAGACCUUAACAUGGCAGCAAACAAUCUAAGCGGAACAAUUUCAAAGGAGAUUGGGAAGUGCUCAAAACUGUUGUUCUUGAACCUCAGCAAGAACAAGCUUACAGAGAGCAUUCCUUCAGAAAUAAGCUAUUUGCACUCUCUACAAAGCCUUGAUCUCAGUCAAAAUUUGCUCAUAAAUGAGAUACCACAACAACUUGGAGGUUUGCAAAGACUAGAGACGUUGAACCUUUCUCACAACUUGUUGACAGGUUCCAUUCCAUCUUUCGAUUAUUUAACAAGCUUGACGAAUGUGGAUAUAUCCUACAAUGAGCUGCAGGGUGAAAUUCCAAACAUUAAAGCCUUUCGGGAGGCUUCAUUUGAAGCGUUGAGAAACAACAAAGACCUGUGCGGUAAUAACACCAGACUAAAGCCUUGUGGUUCUCUCGCAGUGAACAAAACCAUAGGAAAAAAGGGCAAAAAGGCUGUCAAUCAUCUAAUUGUUUUUCCUCUCGUGGGUAGUCUGCUUCUAUUGUUUAUCUUGGUUGGAUGUUUCUUCUUCAUCCAUCACAGAAACGGAAAAGCCAAGUCAACUGAGGGGAAACAUUGCGAAGAUGUGUAUGCAAUAUGGAGCCAUAUUGAUAGAAAUAUGCAAUAUGAAAACAUUAUUGAGGCUACAGAGGACAAUUCCAAGUAUUGCAUUGGGGUAGGAGGUUAUGGAAUUGUCUACAAAGCUGAGCUGCCAAAGGGUCAAGUGGUUGCUGUGAAGAAAAUUCAUCAAUCACCAAAUGGUGAGGUGGCUGAUUUGAAAGCAUUUACUAGUGAGAUUUCUGUGUUGGCAAACAUACGUCAUCGGAACAUUGUGAAGUUAUAUGGGUUUUGUUCGCAUGUCAGACACUCAUUUUUGAUAUACGAAUUCAUAGAAAGAGGAAGUUUGAGAAAAAUUUUAAGCAACGAAGAAGCAGUGGAGUUAGAUUGGAGUAAGAGGCUAAAUAUUGUUAAAGGAAUAGCAAAUGCUUUGUCUUACAUGCACCAUGACUGCUCUCCGCCAAUUAUCCACCGAGACAUUUCCAGUAACAAUAUUUUGUUGGAUUCAGAGUUUGAGGCCCAUGUCUCUGAUUUUGGCAUAGCUAGGUUGCUGAUGCCUGACUCCUCAAAUUGGACCUCAUUUGCGGGCACAGUCGGGUACACAGCACCAGAGUUAGCAUACACAAUGGCAGUCAAUGAAAAAUGCGACAUCUAUAGCUUUGGUGUGGUCACACUCGAAAUACUAAUGGGAAAACAUCCAGGAAAUGUUGCCUCAUCUCUUUCAUCUUCACCUCCACCAAUUGAACAACAAACACUUUUCAAAGAUGUGAUCGAUCAAUGCCUGCCAACGCCUAAAAAUAAAGAUGCUGAAGGAGUGAUCCAUGUUGCUAGACUAGCACUUGCGUGCCUGAGUGCAAAUCCUCAAUCUCGGCCAACCAUGAGACAAGUUUCUUCAAAACUGAUGGCCCAGUGGCAUCCAUUAGCAAAGGCAUUCUCUGAAAUAAAAUUGGGAGAAAUGUUGGUCCACAAUGGUAUCAAUGCCUAAGCUUGUAGAAAGAUCUUUGUACUAUUUUUUUUUUUUUUUUCAUUAUUCAGUCUUUCCCUCUGCUGCAUGCCUUGUAUUAUAUGUUUGGUUGGAGUAAAACUGUUAU
Messenger RNA from Hevea brasiliensis (rubber tree), 3031 nucleotides. RefSeq names its product MDIS1-interacting receptor like kinase 2-like. Gene Ontology annotation, molecular function: protein binding; ATP binding; protein kinase activity. Lineage: Eukaryota; Viridiplantae; Streptophyta; Magnoliopsida; Malpighiales; Euphorbiaceae. The coding region runs from base 1 to 2925 and encodes 974 amino acids. Gene Ontology annotation, biological process: protein phosphorylation. The record is from RefSeq and is a predicted model, not a curated record. The transcript has 2 exons.